AUGGAAAAUGAAUCCAUGAGUGUAAUCAAUGUAGUAAGUCUGGACCCGUUCUAUAUUCCACCACGAGGAAGGUACCCCAUAUUCUUCCUGGGUGUCAUGAUCUAUCUGUUUGCCAUAUUCUGCAACAUGACCUUGCUGGCUCUUAUCAUAUUCGAGAGGAAGUUGCACACUCCCAUGUACUUCAUCCUGUUUAGCUUGCCUCUCAACGACCUGGUGGGCAUAACGGCCAUGCUCCCCAAGGUGCUCUCCGACAUUGUCACAGGAACCAGAAAGGUGCACUACCAGCUGUGUGUGCUGCAGGCUUUCCUCCUCCACAUGUACGGAGGGGGAGUCCUGUUCAUCCUGGCCGCCAUGGCGUUCGACCGCUACAUGGCCAUCUGCAGGCCCCUGAGGUACCGCUCAGUGAUGUCGGUCCGAACCGUAGUGUCCAUCAUCUGUCUGGUGUGGGGCCUGGACUUCGUCCUCAUCCUGUCCCUGUUCGUACUGCAGACCCGGCUGCCCAAGUGCAGGACGGCCGUGAUGAACGUGUUCUGUGACAACCCGUCGCUGCUGAAGCUCUCGUGCGGCAACACCGCGCUCAACAACAUCGUCGGCCUGCUCACCACGGCCGCCAUGCAACUGCUGAGCGUGUCCGUGCAGCUGUUCUCCUACAUCAGGAUCCUGGUCGCGUGCAUCGGGUCCAGGAGGUCCGAGGCCAAGACCAAGGCCAUCAACACUUGCAUGUCCCAACUCAUCAUAUUCUGCAUAUUCGAAAUCGUGGGCACCUUCACCAUUUUAUCCCACAGAUUCAAAAACGUCUCGCCUGACUUGCAAAAGAUAAUGGGCAUGCUGAUAUUCCUUGUCAACCCUAUUCUGAAUCCCAUUGUCUAUGGGCUGAAAACGAGUGAGAUUAAGAACACACUACUGGCACUGGUUAAAAAUAAAAGAACAGGCUGAGGCAGGAUUGAUACGUGUUGAGGUGAAGAAUACACACUUUUUUGGUCAGAUGU
Messenger RNA from Gadus chalcogrammus (walleye pollock), 989 nucleotides. RefSeq names its product olfactory receptor 3A3-like. Gene Ontology annotation, biological process: G protein-coupled receptor signaling pathway. Gene Ontology annotation, molecular function: G protein-coupled receptor activity; olfactory receptor activity. NCBI's taxonomy places the organism in Eukaryota, Metazoa, Chordata, Actinopteri, Gadiformes, Gadidae. Gene Ontology annotation, cellular component: membrane. The coding region runs from base 1 to 936 and encodes 311 amino acids. The record is from RefSeq and is a predicted model, not a curated record. The transcript has a single exon.